AUGAUAUACAAACAUAAUAAACCAGUAACCUGUUUAUAUUCUAGUAAAGAUUACACACUCUUUUUCUUUGACAAAGGCUGUGAAAUAUGGGGAACUGAUACACGAACACUAAAUCUACCGCAUAAAGCUUUAGGCGUAUACAUAAAAUCUAAUAUUAUUUAUUACUAUACAGAUGUAAAUGUCUUUAGUACUACAUUUACUGGAGAUAUAGUUAAACUCUGCAGUAAAGAGACAUUAGAUUGUAUUAUUUUUCUAGAAAAUAUUUUCUAUUUAGUAAAUGACAAACAUGUUGUAAUUUACAACUAUAGGGGAGAAAUGACACAUUCAGUAAAUUUGAUACAUAAAGGUGUUUGUGUAAAAGGUGUAUAUGAAGAUGUACUAUAUCUGGCAUUUGAAGAUGGUAGUAUUUGUUACAUACAAAAAAAUAAAUUAACAGAAAUAAUAAAAAUGGAUGAAAACAUAACUUCAUUUGAUGUACAAAACCAAAUGAUGUGUAUAGCGUAUUUUUAUAAAAAAAUAGCAAUUUGUGACACUAAAGGAGAAAAUUUUAAAUACACAGAAAUUUCUUUUACACCCAAAAUUAUAAAAUUCUGGAAAGAGCACAUUACAGUGCUAGAUGAAGAAAAUAACUUCUUUUUGUUAAAUCAAAAUCUUAAAAUUUUAUACUGCGAAAAUUACGAAAACAAGCUUAGUUUUUUUGAAGUACAAAAAGAUAAAUUAUUUUUAGUAAUGAAAAGUGGUACAGUUAUUUCUACUGAUAAUAUUACAGAAUACAUUUAA
Molecule: messenger RNA, 780 nt
Organism: Vairimorpha ceranae
Lineage: Eukaryota; Fungi; Microsporidia; Nosematidae
Exons: 1
Coding region: 1-780 (259 amino acids)
Molecular function (GO): protein binding
Source: RefSeq, a predicted model, not a curated record